Molecule: messenger RNA, 2553 nt
Organism: Neltuma alba
Lineage: Eukaryota; Viridiplantae; Streptophyta; Magnoliopsida; Fabales; Fabaceae
Exons: 20
Coding region: 91-2211 (706 amino acids)
Source: RefSeq, a predicted model, not a curated record
AAUGUGCUGCUUCCCGCGGAAGUGAUCCCGUCUCCGUUGUAAUUCUUCCUCCUUUUGCGCUCCCGUCACUGUGAUUCGCCCCGGCGUAACAUGGCUAGGGUUUCGGCGCCACCAUCUCAGGCGACUCCUUCCUCAAUGGCCUCGAUAAUCAGAGCCUACUCUCUGCCUCUCAUUCUCUUUGCUGGAGCCAUGUACUACCAGCUCUUUGUUAUUCCCAAAUCCUUCCCUCCCUCCCAUUAUGACGUUCUGAAAAUUGAGAGGUAUAGUUCGGUUGAGAAAGUGAAGGAGGCCUACGAGAAAUUUGAAUCUGAAUGUUGUUCUUUCAGGAAUUCGGCUUCGGAAGCUCCAGAUACUCUUGAAGUUUUAAAGAUUCGAUAUGCUUAUGAGUUGCUGACAAAUCCUACGUGGAAAAGAGACUAUGAUUUAUUUGGCGUUGAUGAGCAGCUUCAUAUUAUUGACACUGCCAGCAAGCAUUAUGCAGGGAAAAAUACUUCAGAAUUGGACUUCCCUUUGCUAGAUGCCCCUUCUUUUGAGUCUGUUGAUCACUCUUAUAAAGUCAUCACAACCAGUGACUUCCAGACUUUAUUUCCAGAUACAAAGCCAUGGCUAAUUCAGUUGUAUUCAUCUGGGAGCAAACGCUGUGCUCAGUUUUCAGAGGACUGGAAGAAAAUUGCUUCUUCAUUGGAUAUGGUUGCAAAUAUUGGUGUGGUGGAACUUGGUGAGAUGCAACUUGCUGUUUACCUUGCCGAUAAAAGAUCAACUGGAAAGCCUUUUUUUAGAAAUGGUAUUCCGUCUGUUGUUGCUGUUCCCCGUGGAUGUCAAUCUGCAAAUUGCAUCACUAGGUAUGUCGGAGAUUUGACUGCAGAUAUGGUUACAAAUUGGUUUUCAACAACUGUACUGCAUUUACCUCAAAUUAUGUACUACUCAAAGGAGACACUGGUGCCAAAUUUCCUAGCAAAAACUAGUCCGCAUAAGGUAAAAGUCAUCUUGUUCUCGACAACUGGGGAGCGUGCCAGUCCAUUUAUACGACAAGCAGCUAAAGAGUAUUGGGCUUUUGCCUCAUUUGCGUUAAUUCUUUGGCAAGAAGAGGAAUCUUCUUAUUGGUUGGGAGCAUUUGGGGUAGAAUCUGCACCUGCUAUUGUAUUUCUUAAGGACCCAGGCAUCAAACCUGUUGUGUACCAUGGUUCAGUUAGCAAUUCAAUAUUUCUGAAUUUGAUGGAAAGUAACAAACAGCAGGAACUUCCACAACUGAGGAGUGUGACAUCGAUGGAGUUAGGUUGUGAUCCCCAUGGCUAUUCUCGUGCCGGAUAUGAUACUUUGAUUUGGUAUUGUGCUAUUGCAGUAGGAAGGCUAAGUCCAGAAUUGAACAAAAUGCGUGAAACCAUGUGCAGGGUUCAAGAAACAUUAUCAAAGCAUGCCAAGUCAGAUUGGCCAUGUGAAGAUGAAUCCUUAGCUCCAGCUGUAGAUGCAUUUAAGAGAAAACGAUUGACAUUUGCUUGGUUGGAUGGUGAAAAACAACAGGACUAUUGUCAUUUUUACCUUGGUUCUGCGGCCAGCUAUGACACUUGUGGACAACGGAGGAGUGUGAAUGAUGUACCUCGUUUAUUAGUCAUCCGUUACUUAAGGAAUAGUACUGCUGUGGAUAAGAGGACACAGGAAGUAACAAAAUGGAACUCAUUCCUAUACCAAGAUCUGUUCAAGGAUCGGGAUCAGGCAGGCCAGUUUGUAGCUAAGUACAAUGGUGAAGAUGACAUUUCACAGAUUACCAAAUGGAUUGCAGGGAUCAUAGCGGAUGGCGACUCAAGAGAUCUACCAUUCUUUACACUAAGAACCCCUCGGCUUGUUGAAGACGACUCUGAACCUGUCUGGUCCAGAACAGCACAAAAGAUUCCUUUGAAAAAUAUGAAGCAGAGAGUUUUGGAAGUUCUUGCUGGACUAUACGAUUACCUUGAGGACCCUAGGGUUGGUCCAAUUCUGCUUCUGGGAGCAUUAACUUCUCUGGGGACCAUCUGGCUGCGGAGGAGCCAACCAGCUGAUUUGGCUAAGUCAAAUGAUUCCAAUCAACCUAGACAUGAGGAACCUACACCGGAAGAAAGAAGACAGAGAGACAGAGGGCGGCGCCGGACUCGAUCCAGUAAAAAACCACCUGCUUCUAUGACUGAUUUUGAGCCAUCAGAUGCGUAUCAGUGGCUGGAUUCUGACUCUGAGUAGUUUUCAAGUUGGCUCUCCUCCUUAAAGGAAAGCAGCUAAUGUCAUGUCUCUUGAAGGACAAAAAGCUUUAAAUUGGCUUCAUAGAGGAUCCUUCUCUGGGAUGACUCAUCUGUGGAUGGCUUGGAGCCCUGUGAUAUAUUUUUAGUCGCCCUCCCCCAUCCCCCCCACCCAAAAAAAAGAAAAGAAAAGAAAAGAAUCAGAUGCUUUGAGAAAUGUAUUCCAAUUUCAAUUAUAGGAUCUUGUUUUGUCUUUUCUUUGUUUAAUGCAUCUGUAGGAGCAAUUUACAUUGCUGAGAUUCAAGAAGCUCUUAUUUCCAAUUAAUGAAAAUAUUUCCCGGGUAAA